AUGGGAAACUCUCUGCUGAGGGAAAACAGGUGGCAGCAAGACACUCAAGAGAUGCCUUGGGAUCUGAGACUUCAAACCCCCAAGCAGAGAACAUCCAGGUGCUGGGAUUGCCACAUCGCCGACGGGUGUUUCUGCCUGCCAUGGAAAAAAAUACACAUUUUUAAAGAAAGACAAGAUUCCCAGAAGGAAAGCGAAGGAAUGUCAUCUGCUCCCAUCCAGGACAGCUCGGACCAGAUCUACGUAGAGGAGCUGUGCUACACCCUCAUCGAUCACAGUGUCCUUCCAAGACGGCCAUCUGGGAACUCUUCUGAGGGCUACUAUGAGAAUGUUUCCUGCAAGGCCGAGAGUCCCGGAGAGUCCUCCAGAGGAACUGAGACCGAGUAUUCACUUCUCCAUAUGCCGUCCACCCCGAGGCACCCACCCUCCCCGGACGAUGUGUACGAACUCCUCAUGCCGCCCAGCGUCUCCUCUCACUUUCUGCAACAGCCGCAUCUGCCUGGGACCCCUCCCGAGAGUCACUUUUCUCAUUUCUAA
Otolemur garnettii (small-eared galago) is the source of this 534-nucleotide messenger RNA. RefSeq names its product germinal center associated signaling and motility (gene GCSAM). The transcript has 6 exons. Lineage: Eukaryota; Metazoa; Chordata; Mammalia; Primates; Galagidae. The coding region runs from base 1 to 534 and encodes 177 amino acids. Gene Ontology annotation, biological process: negative regulation of lymphocyte migration; regulation of B cell receptor signaling pathway. The record is from RefSeq and is a predicted model, not a curated record.